CCUAACACUGUUAGUGCGAGGCACACCCACCUCGCCCGGCCGCACCCCUGCGCAGCAGCAUGUCCGCGCUCGAGUGGUACGCCCACAAGUCUCUGGGCGAUGGCAUCUUCUGGAUCCAAGAACGCUUCUACGAGUCGGGCAACCGUGCCAACAUCUGGCUAGUGCGCGGCUCUGAGCAGGACGUGGUGAUCGACACGGGCCUGGGGCUGCGCAGCCUCCCGGAGUACCUCUACUCUUCCGGCCUCUUGCAGGAUUGCGGGGCUAAGGAGGAUGCGGGGCGCCGGCCGCUGCUGGCCGUAGCCACCCACGUGCACUUCGACCACUCCGGCGGCCUCUACCAGUUCGACCAGGUGGCUGUGCACCGCGCCGAGGCGGAGGCCCUGGCUCGAGGGGACAACUUUGAGACCGUGACCUGGCUCUCUGACAGCGAGGUGGUGCGGGCGCCCAGCCCUGGCUGGAGGGCCAGGCAGUUCCGAGUGCAGGCUGUACAGCCCACCCUCAUUCUGCAGGAUGGGGAUGUGAUCAACCUUGGCGACAGGCAGCUCACGGUUAUGCACAUGCCAGGUCACUCCAGAGGCAGUAUUUGCCUACAUGAUAAAGACCGCAAGGUUCUCUUCAGCGGCGACGUGGUGUAUGAUGGAUCACUGAUUGACUGGCUCCCGUACAGCAGGAUAAGUGACUAUGUUGGAACUUGUGAACGUCUCAUUGAGUUGGUGGACAGAGGGCUUGUGGAGAAGGUCCUUCCGGGGCACUUCAAUACCUUUGGUGCUGAGAGGCUCUUUCGCUUAGCUUCUAACUAUAUUUCAAAGGCUGGGAUAUGCCACAAAGUGUCUACUUUCGCCAUGAGAUCCCUCGCAAGUUUAGCUCUCCGCGUAACCAAUCCUAGGACCUCACCCUAGAGUCUGCACGGAUCCUGUGUUUGCAUUAACGGUGUAAAUUAACCCCGCUCCCUUUUCGUUGCUCGUGAGCAUUUCAAAAGUGUUUUUAUAUCACCAUUGUAUAUUAGAGAAAAAGAGGAUUAAGAAUGAGGAAGCCAAAAGGAAAGCAGAGUCUUAGCUUAGAAUCUUCCCCCCA
This is a messenger RNA of Acomys russatus (golden spiny mouse), 1074 nucleotides long. It is a transcript of the gene Mblac2, whose product is annotated as metallo-beta-lactamase domain containing 2. The record is from RefSeq and is a predicted model, not a curated record. Bases 60 to 899 code for a protein of 279 amino acids. Lineage: Eukaryota; Metazoa; Chordata; Mammalia; Rodentia; Muridae. The transcript is spliced from 2 exons.